Colletotrichum destructivum is the source of this 6122-nucleotide messenger RNA. RefSeq names its product Putative AAA+ ATPase domain, ABC transporter type 1, transmembrane domain-containing protein. Gene Ontology annotation, biological process: transmembrane transport. The record is from RefSeq and is a predicted model, not a curated record. Gene Ontology annotation, cellular component: fungal-type vacuole membrane. NCBI's taxonomy places the organism in Eukaryota, Fungi, Ascomycota, Sordariomycetes, Glomerellales, Glomerellaceae. The transcript has 2 exons. The coding region runs from base 592 to 5946 and encodes 1784 amino acids. Gene Ontology annotation, molecular function: ATP hydrolysis activity; ATP binding; ABC-type transporter activity.
AAAAAGCACAGCAGCUUCAGACACGACUCUUCCCCUCUCUCCCCUCCUCCUUCUCUGCACCAGGGUACGGCCACAGCAAGACAUAGACAAGGCUUGUCAUCGUCCUCCUUCUCCCCACUCACCCCAAAAGCUUUUUGUGUUCUGCAACAGACGCCCGCCCUUCAUUCUUCCUCCUUCCCGUUUCUUUUCCUCCUUUUUUUGUUUUCCUUCCUCAUCCUCUUCCUCCUCUUCCUCCCCCCUCCCCCCGGCGCCACACCUCCGGCCUCGCCUUACUCUCUACCGGAUCCCGUUCACUGGGACAUUGGAAUCCCGGCCUGCCGUUUCGGUGCCCUCGUCCCAAACAACCAAACAAACGAGCAAGCGCCGUAGCACACUGUCUGUCUCCCUGUUAAGUGUUUCUCUCGCCUUUCACAGGCCCGGCGUCGCCCAUUGCUCUCUCUCGACGACCGCGAACCGAAGCGAAACGCCGUUGCAAAACCCCCCUUCGUACUACCCCAAACUCCUCCAACCCGCCGCCGUCAGAGCUCGACCGUUGAUCGCUUUCUUUUCCGGCGCUUCUCCCCGCCACCCGGGAGUGGGGUACUGCCAAACAUGAGCAACUUUGCUCAGUGCAGCUGGCCGAUAUGGGAUAUCGAUGAUCUCACGCCGUGCUUCCAGCAAGACUACCUCAAGAUCCUCUUCCCUCUAAUCGUCAUAGCCUUCUCCUUCCUCCAUCUCGCCCUGCAGGCCAUCCGAACCACCGCCAAGAACCGCAAGCACGGCUACGAACAAGUUCCCGAAGAUCACCACCAUGGCCACACCGACAUCCCCCCCGACGAAACUGCCGGACAAGUUGAAGACGACGACGACGACGAGGCAUUGACCAUGAACGGUGGCGGCCGCCUGGCCCUCGUCAAGACCACCACCAAGGGCUCCAUCGUCCAGGCCGACAGCCCCCCGGCACAGAACUUGACCAUCGUAGUCGAGGAGAUUGCUAUCGCCGGUCUGAUUGCCCUCCAUGUCAUUGCAUUGGUCACGGGCACUGCCCCUGGCCACCACGGCCUGCUCGUUACCGUUGUCGGUCUUGUCACCUGGGUCUACGUCGCCAUUCUCGUCACCCUGCGACUCAUCCUCGGGAACACAAAGUGGCGCGUGCCUCGCAUUUGGAACCACACAGCUGUCAUCUACCUCUUUCAAUGGCUCUUCACCGUCGCCAUCUUCCGCUCCGUCAUUAUCCACCCCAGCAGCCGCCUGUCGCAGAUUCUUACCGUGGUCGAGUUCGCCCUUACCACUCUGCUUUUUGGCCUGGCCAUCACCACCAGGAAGGGAAACAAGACGGUGCUGCUAGAAUGGGAGGAUGGUAUCGAGCCCUCGCGCGAGCCCCUUGCCUCUCUCUUCUCUCUCGCCACCUUCGCCUGGGUCGACCCCGUCAUCUACCGCGGCUACAAGGAGACUCUUGAAAUGAAGAGCGUGUGGAACCUGGUCCCCAAAGAGAAGGCUGCUGCCGUCCUCGCCGACUACCGCACCCUGAAGCGGACCUCCAGUCUGGCAUGGCACUUGAUCAAGUACUUCAAGGGUGAGCUCCUGGUCCAAUUCGCCCUCGCGUCUUUUGCUGGCAUCUUCACUUUCGCCCCGACCCUGCUGCUCAAGGCUAUCCUCGAGUAUGUCGAGAGGCCCGAAGGUGCUCCCAUCAACGUCUUGUGGUUGUACGUCAUUCUCUUGCCCGUUCUCGACAUCGUCAGGUCGUUUGCCGACAACUACGCCUUGUGGAUCGGCCGCAAGAUUUGCAUCCGCAUCCGUGCCAUCAUGGUUGGUGAAAUCUAUGCCAAGGCCCUUCGACGCAAGGCUUCCGCCGGCAAGGAUAAGGAACUCGGCAUGAACAAGCCCUCUGGAAAGCAGGGCUGGUUCGGCAAGCUCAAGGCAAAGCUGGGCUUCAAGAAGGCAAAGGCUGAUGCCGAGGCGGCCGCCAACGGCGCCGCCAAGGACCCCGCCAAGGACGACGAGCAGGCCAACCUGGGCACCAUCAUCAACCUCAUGUCCGUCGACAGCUUCAAGAUCGCCGAGGUCACGGCCUACCUGCACUUCAUCUGCGCCUCCGCUCCGACGCAGCUCAUCAUUGCAAUUAUCCUGCUCUGGGAUGUCAUGGGUCUCAGCGCCAUCCCCGGCCUGGUCGUCAUGGCCCUGCUGUUGCCCAUUAACUACAGCUUUGCUCGAGGCUUCGCCAACACCUCCAAGAAGAUUCUCGGCGCCACCGACAAGCGCAUCAACGUGACCAACGAGGUUUUGCAAAACAUCCGCAUCAUCAAGUACUUUGCCUGGGAAGCCAAGUUUGGCCGCAUCGUCGACGAGAAGCGUGCCGCUGAGCUGAAGGCGCUGCGAUCCCGUUACAUCAUCUGGUCUUUUGCCGUCGCCGUGUGGAACUCGGUCCCUGUGCUCAUCACCUUCUUCUCCUUCCUCAUGUAUACUCUCGUAGAGCACAAGCCUCUCUAUCCGUCGGUUGCCUUUACCGCCAUCUCUCUCUUCAUGCUCCUCCGCGUCCCUCUGGAUCAGAUGGGAGACAUGUUUGCUCACGUUCAGGAGACCAAGGUUUCCCUCGACCGUGUCGAGGAGUUCCUCACAGAGGAGGAAACCGAGAAGUACGUUCAGCUUGGGGAGGACAACGUCGACGAGAAUGGUAACAAGGUCAUCGGGUUCCGUAAAGGUAACUUUAUCUGGGGUGCCAAGGAUGUCGUUGCCGAAGAUGGCUCAAUGGCUUUCCGUCUGAUGGAUAUGGAUGUCGACUUCCGCAUUGGCAAGCUCAACAUCAUCUCCGGACCUACUGGCUCCGGAAAGACGUCCAUGCUGAUGGCUCUACUCGGUGAAAUGACUCUCGUUGACGGCAAGGUCUACUGCCCUGGUGGCCGAAGCCGAGAGGACGUCCGCGCCGAUCCCGAGACCGGUCUGGCUGACACGGUUGCCUAUGUCGCUCAGGCCGCAUGGCUUGUGAAUGCCAACAUCAAGGAGAACAUCCUUUUCGCUGCACCGUACGACGAGAAGAGAUACAGGGACGUCAUUGUCGCCUGUGCCCUGGAGCGCGAUCUCGAGAUCCUCGACAACGGUGACGAGACCUUGGUUGGCGAGAAGGGCAUCACACUGUCCGGCGGCCAAAAGCAGCGCAUCUCGCUCGCCCGUGCCGUCUACUCCAAUUCUCAGCACAUCUUCUUGGACGACUGCCUGAGUGCCGUCGACUCUCACACGGCGCAGUGGAUCUUCAACAACGCCAUCAAGGGCCCUCUGAUGGCUGGCCGCACCUGCAUUCUCGUCACGCACAACCUCCAGCUCUGCGCUCCCUCCUCUCACUACAUCGUCACCCUGGAAAACGGCAGAAUUACUGCGCAGGGUCCCUCGGCCGAGCUCAUCGCCUCGGGCAAGCUUGGCGAGGAGAUUCAAAAGGCCGCCGUCAACUCUGCCUCGGUGUCCCGAAUCCCGUCCCGAGUCCCGUCUAGUGUCGGCGAGGAUGGAUCAGAAACCGUCGUCAACCCCGGCGACGAGGGCACCACCGAUGCGCGCUCCAAGAAGAACGACAAGAAGAAGGAGCAGAAGGACGCAAUGGAGGAGAAGAAGGCCGAGGGCUCCGUCAAGUGGCCUGUCAUCCAACUCUACCUCUCCUCCAUGGGUUCCUGGUGGUUCUGGGUCGUGGCUCUCACUGUCUUCGGUCUCCAACAGAUGUCCGGCGUUGCCACCAACUUCUGGGUGCGUGAGUGGGCCAACCAAUACGUCGACGAGGAGGUGGAGCGCAUCGCCUUCUCGACCUCGUCCCACACCUACAGCCAGCAGUCUUUCUCUCCGACCUACCUUGCCUCCAUCGCUAACUACGGCAACCGCAUCGGCUCGACCUUCUCUACCACGGUCGCUGCGGAUGUGGACGUCAAGUAUUACCUUACCGUUCUUGCCGCCAUCGGCAUUGGUGGCUCCGUGGCCGCAUUCAUCAGAGAUGUCUGGGUCUUUUAUGGUUCUUUGACGGCGUCCAAGAAGAUCCACAACGACCUGAUCUCCCGCGUGUCCCGAGCCAAGUUUAAGUUCUUCGACGUCACUCCUCUUGGUCAGUUGAUGAACCGUUUUAGCAAGGAUCUUGAGGCGGUGGAUCAAGAAGUUGCCCCGAUCGCCAUUGGGGUUUUUGGCUGCGCUCUCGGAAUUCUCGUAACCGUCAUCCUCAUCACUUGGGUGACUCCCGGCUUCCUUGUUGCGGGUGUCUUCAUCACUGCAGCCUACUGGUUCGUCGGCGCCUUCUACCUGCGCGCUUCCAGAGACUUGAAGCGCCUCGAAUCCGUCCAGAGGAGCCCCUUGUUCCAGCAGUUUGGCGAGACCCUUUCGGGCAUGACCACCAUUCGAGCCUACGGCGACGAGCGCCGCUUCAUCCGGGAGAACCUGUCCAAGAUCAACGUUCAGGCCCGUCCUUUCAUCUAUCUCUGGGCUGCGAACCGUUGGCUUGCCUUCCGAACCGAUGUACUCGGUGACAUGGUUUCCUUCUUUGCCGGUGUUUUCAUCAUCAUCAGCUUGGGUACGGGCACAGUUGAUCCCGGUUCUGCAGGUAUUUCUCUCAGCUACGCCAUUGGUUUCACCGAGAACGUUCUGUGGCUCAUUCGCCUGUACGCCAUCAACGAGCAAAACAUGAAUUCGGUAGAGCGCAUCAAGGAAUACCUCGACGUCGAGCAAGAGGCCGAGCCGAUCAUCGAGAAGAACCGGCCCCCCCAGAAUUGGCCCAGCCAAGGAUCCGUCGAGUUCAUCAACUACUCGACUCGCUACCGCGCCGACCUCGACCCUGUCCUGCGGAACCUCAGCUUCCGAAUCGAUCCCAAGGACAAGGUCGGUAUUGUCGGCAGAACGGGCGCCGGCAAGAGUUCUUUGGCCCUGGCCAUAUUCCGCGCUCUCGAGGCCGAUGAGGGCAAGAUCCUCAUUGACGACAUCGACAUCGGCCUGAUUGGCCUCCGCGACUUACGUGAGGCCAUCACUAUCGUGCCCCAGGACCCUACGCUCUUCAUGGGCACCAUCCGCUCCAACCUGGACCCCUUUGACGCGUACACGGAUGAGCAGAUUUUCGAGGCACUCCGUAAGGUGCAGCUCAUCGGUCCCAACGAGUCGACUUCCAGGCCGGCGACCAGACCGACUACGCCAUCGGCCGGCUCGACGCUGCCGGCCACACCCAAUCUCGGACUUAACCGGGGAGAGUCAACCUCGAGCCCCGGGUCCUCGAUCGCGCCGACCAACAAGAACGUCUUCCUCAACCUUUCUUCGACCGUCUCGGAGUCCGGCUCCAACCUGUCACAGGGUCAGCGCCAGCUGCUCUGUCUCGCUCGUGCUCUCCUGAAGCGGCCCAAUGUGCUCGUCAUGGACGAGGCGACGGCUUCGAUUGACUAUGCGACUGACACUAAGAUCCAAGAGACGAUCCGCGAGCUCACCAGCACCAUCAUCACCAUUGCCCAUCGUCUGCAGACCAUUGUGGACUACGACAAGGUGCUCGUCCUCGACAAGGGCGCUGUUGUCGAGUACGGCCACCCGUACGAGUUGAUUCGCAAGGAGAACGGCAGCUUCCGAAGCAUGUGCGACAUGAGCGGAGAGUACUCGGUGCUGCUCAAGGCGGCCAAGAAGAAGUGGGACUCUGGAAGGCUUGUCGACAUUGAUGACGACGAGGAGGCCGCCAAGGACGACAAUAGGGCCAAGGGUAUCGUCGCAGACAAGGCCCAAAAAGAUACCGAGGAGGCAAAGCAGAAGGCUGAGGCUGAAGCCAAGAAGAAGGCCGAAGCCGAGGCUGAAGCACGGAAGAGGGCAGAGGAAGAUGCCAAGAAGGCCAGACAGGCCGAAGAGGAGGCUAAGAAGGCCGAGGAGGAAGCCAAGAAGAGGGCCGCCGAAGAGGAGGCGAAAAGGCGAGCCGAAGAAGAAGAAACAAAAAAGGCUGAAGAAGAAGCCAAGAAGGCGGGCGGCGGAUAGACUAGGAGCAAGGAAAGGCCGCGCCCUCCUGGUCCUCCAUAAAGGGCCCAGGCCCCUUUCUUCGUGUACUAUUUGGUUUUUAGAGCGGUCAUGCCUCAAAGUUUUGGCCAGCCGUUUGCUGUGUUUUAAUACGGGUAGGGUAGUUACAGACUUCGUAGAUACUGGAGGUUGAAAAA